Equus quagga is the source of this 3480-nucleotide messenger RNA. It is a transcript of the gene ADRA1D, whose product is annotated as adrenoceptor alpha 1D. Gene Ontology annotation, molecular function: alpha1-adrenergic receptor activity. Gene Ontology annotation, cellular component: membrane. The coding region runs from base 695 to 2401 and encodes 568 amino acids. NCBI's taxonomy places the organism in Eukaryota, Metazoa, Chordata, Mammalia, Perissodactyla, Equidae. The record is from RefSeq and is a predicted model, not a curated record. The transcript is spliced from 2 exons. Gene Ontology annotation, biological process: positive regulation of cytosolic calcium ion concentration; cell-cell signaling; adenylate cyclase-activating adrenergic receptor signaling pathway.
GCCUUCUACGCUCCGCGCACCCAAAGGCACCAGCGAGUGACCCAGAGGCUGGGGAAAGGGCGGGAGGAAGGGGGACGCAUCUGAAGGAAAAGGGAGAGGGGGCCCGGGAGGGGAGCGGGAAGGAGCGCGGAGCGGACCGCGAAGGGAGAGGGCGGCCGUGGGCACCCGCGGCGAGGCAAGGGUGGCUGCCGUGGGACCGGAGUGCGCUCCAGUGCCGCGGCCCCUCCGGACCCCGGAACGCCCGCUUGCCGGCGCGCAGAGCCCCUUCUCCCAGCCAGGGUGGCGCCCCCUCCCUCGGCGCUGGCCGCCCCCUCCUCCUUCCCGGCGCUGCCCCUCCUCCGUCCCGCCCCCCGCGCCCAGUUGAGAGCGCCGCAGUGGCCGCUGCCUGCACCGCCCGGUCCCGAGCCGCCGCUUUGCCCGCUCGCCCGGGCACACUCAGAGAGCGGCGCGCGUCGCCGGCCCCAGCUCUUCGGGCCGACUCCACGGCCGGCCUCCGGGAGCCCCUGCAGCCGCCCCGGCCAGCCCCGCUCGGCUCGGGGGCAGCCGCGCUCCGCGUCACAGGAACUUGAACAGGACCCCGACGGGACCAGCGCGCAGGGCUGUCCCCGGAGCUCCGCGGCUAUGCCCGGUGCCCCUCUCCCUGCCAGUGGCUCGUCCAGCGCCCGGGCCCGGCCCCCGACGGCCGCGCUUUGAGAUGACUUUCCGAGACCUCCUAAGCGUCAGUUUCGAGGGACCCCGCCCGGACUGCAGCGCCGGGGGCUCCAGCGCGGGCGGGGGCGGCCCGAGCGGCCCGGCCGCCUCGGAGGGCCCGGCGGUGAGCGGCGUGCCGGGGGCCGCGGGCGGCGGCGGCGGCGUGGUGGGCGCGGGCAGCGGCGAGGAGAACCGGAGCUCCGCCGGGGAGCCGGGGGGCGCGGGCGCUGGCGGCGAAGUGAAUGGCACGGCGGCCGUCGAGGGGCUGGUGGUGAGCGCGCAGGGCGUGGGCGUGGGCGUCUUCCUGGCCGCCUUCAUCCUAACGGCCGUGGCGGGCAACUUGCUUGUCAUCCUCUCGGUGGCCUGCAACCGCCACCUGCAGACGGUCACCAACUAUUUCAUUGUGAACCUGGCCGUAGCCGACCUGCUGCUGAGCGCCACGGUGCUGCCGUUCUCGGCCACCAUGGAGGUUCUAGGCUUCUGGGCCUUCGGCCGGGCCUUCUGUGACGUGUGGGCCGCCGUGGACGUGCUGUGCUGCACGGCCUCCAUCCUCAGCCUCUGCACCAUCUCGGUGGACCGGUACGUGGGCGUGCGCCACUCGCUAAAGUACCCUGCCAUCAUGACGGAGCGCAAGGCGGCCGCCAUCCUGGCGCUGCUCUGGGCCGUAGCCCUCGUGGUGUCCGUCGGGCCGCUGCUGGGCUGGAAGGAGCCGGUGCCCCCUGACGAACGCUUCUGCGGCAUCACCGAGGAGGCAGGCUAUGCCGUCUUCUCCUCCGUGUGCUCUUUCUACCUGCCCAUGGCCGUCAUCGUGGUCAUGUACUGCCGCGUGUACGUCGUGGCGCGAAGCACCACGCGCAGCCUCGAGGCGGGCGUCAAGCGCGAGCGGGGCAAGGCCUCCGAGGUGGUGCUGCGCAUCCACUGUCGCGGAGCCAGCCUGGGCGCAGACGGGGCGCACGGGAUGCGCAGCGCCAAGGGCCACACCUUCCGCAGCUCACUGUCCGUGCGCCUGCUCAAGUUCUCGCGCGAGAAGAAGGCGGCCAAGACGCUGGCCAUCGUCGUGGGUGUCUUCGUGCUCUGCUGGUUCCCCUUCUUCUUCGUCCUGCCCCUCGGCUCCCUGUUCCCGCACCUGAAGCCCUCCGAGGGCGUCUUCAAGGUUAUCUUCUGGCUCGGCUACUUCAACAGCUGCGUGAACCCGCUCAUCUACCCCUGCUCCAGCCGCGAGUUCAAGCGCGCCUUCCUCCGCCUCCUGCGCUGCCAGUGCCAUCGUCGCCGGCGCCGCCGCCCCCUCUGGCGCGUCUACGGCCACCACUGGCGGGCCUCGACCGGCGGGCUGGGCCCCGACUGCGCCCCCGGCCCGGGCGCCGCGCCCCCCGGGGCACCGCUGGCCCUCACCGCGCCCUCGGCCCCCGGCUCUCCGGGCACGUCCGAGGCACAGGCUCCGGUCGCCGGCCGUCGAAAGCCGCCUUGCGCCUUCCACGAGUGGAGGCUGCUCGGGCCGUUCCGGAGACCCACCACCCAGCUGCGAGCCAAGGUCUCCAGCCUGUCGCACAAGAUCCGCGCCGGGAGCGCGCAGCGCGCAGAGGCCGCGUGCGCCCUGCGUUCGGAGGUGGAAGCCGUGUCCCUAGGCGUCCCCCAAGACGUGGCCGAGGGCGCCACCUGCCAGGCCUACGAAUUGGCCGACUACAGCAACCUCCGAGAGACUGAUAUUUAAGGACCCCCACCGUCCCUGAGCUAGGCUGGGGAGCGCGCUGGGGGAGGGGAAGAGGUGGGGGGCGGGACAUGGAGAGGGAGGCUGGCUUUGUUCAAGAGGCCGCGCGGAUCAGGGCGGCUGCACUGUGGCUUCCCUGAGGAACUGAGGAGGGGCUGGGGCCCCCGAAGGGUGGAAAGAUAUGAGCUGCUCCUGCACACAGGUGUCCCAAGCUCCUUUCCGAGGAAGGGGCUGCGGGCUCCGCAGGGCCAUUUGCUCCCAAACCCUGUUUGAGAAACACUGCCCCAUCCAUGCCUUGAUCGCUGGAUAGACAAAUCCAAGUAUGGACAGGCGCCUGCCCCUCCUCUUGGGGAGGAGAGAGCACAGAGGCCCUGCCUGGGUGCCCCAGUGCUUCCCCAGGGGAAAAGUCAGUGGGGCCAGGGCUUCUCAAUGGACACAGUUUCUCCCUACUGCCGACUGGAGGAACCCGUGGACCUGCCACCGCCACCCACAAGCUUUGGUGGCAGAUUGGAUGACUGUCCUACCAGGCUGUUGUAUUUACCCAUGGGCCCACUCUCCCUACCAAGCCCCUCCGCACACACCCCUUCACCUGGACCUGGACCUGCCCCCAUCACCUCCCCCAAGGGCCUUACUGUUUACACUCUGUACAUAGCUCGUGUGCCUGUGCCCAUCACUUCUCGCUGGGAUCCAGAGCCAUCAAAUGGGGAGAGCUUUAUGUGUCAUUUUGAGACAUAUUUAUUGGUAAGAGUACUUUAUUUUGUCCAAACUGUGCAAACUGCCCCUCUUUAGCUUAUAACCCAUAAAGAACUACUUUGGUUUUUUUCUAAAAUCUUUCAAGUACUAAAGGCCCACAACAGGAUAGAUUGGGUCUGUGUUCACCUUUCUAGUUUCAACUUAAUUGUCUCUUUAACUGAUAGCUGCUGUCCUUUGAGACUUCUAGCAUGAUCAAAGGACUCAGGAGUUUUGUUGGGUUUUAAAAUUCACAUGAUUAGUUUUGGGAACCAACCAUAAUCAUAAGCACAAAUUUUCACUUUGUCAGUCUCCCCAGAUCUAUUUGUGAUGCUCUGAGGGCCUCAGUGAGG